Molecule: messenger RNA, 1171 nt
Organism: Macrobrachium nipponense
Lineage: Eukaryota; Metazoa; Arthropoda; Malacostraca; Decapoda; Palaemonidae
Product: myotubularin-related protein 13-like
Exons: 4
Coding region: 233-469 (78 amino acids)
Source: RefSeq, a predicted model, not a curated record
GAGAUUUAAGAGUGUUCGAGAAUCGGGAGUUAGUAUACCAGCAAGCACAAAACCCACCAGUUUAGAUACAACAUCAGUUGGAUCAGGCGUAACAUCACUCCAAACUGCUUCUCAUCAGUACUAUGAGCAGUUCUCCUCUAAUGUGGCAGAGAACCGUACUCAUGAGGGUUAUCUCUGGAAGAGAGGACAUUUGUUGAAGAACUGGAAGCAACGAUGGUUUGUUCUUGACAGUAUGAAGCACCAACUUCGUUACUAUGACUGUAUGGAGGAUUCACACUGUAAAGGAAUUAUUGAAUUGUCUGAUGUUAAUACUGUCGUAGCUUCUAUGCCAACUCCAGGGGCACCAAAGAAAGUAGAUGAAAAAGCAUUCUUUGAUCUGCACACAAAACGACUUUCUUACAACUUUUGUGCAUCAGAUGGGCAGGCUGCUCAAGAAUGGAUAGAGAAGAUACAAUCAUGCCUGCAGUAAAAAUGCCCACAGUGCUCUUGGCAAAGAUUUGAUCAGCUGUACCCAAAGAAACUAUCUUACUGAUGUACUUUUCUUCAGUGAAGAAUUUAUCAGCUAAUCACUUUUCUGUCCAGCUUCAUUGCAAUGAGUGAUUUGUGAGCUUUGUAUUAUUGCUUUAUUCAUUUUGUUUUCCCAGUUGCUAAUUGCAAAAUCUUAAAAGAUGUUCCAAGAGAACAACACCCUCCCUGCCAGUCUUAUGUUAUUUAUGUGCAAUGUAUAUUUGGGCUUUUAAAAGAUACAGGGGACCAAUAUGAUAUCAUUUGAUGUUUAAAGCAAACACAUUCUUUUAUGAUUUACUGUUAUUUCUUCGUCUUGCCAUUGAAGAGGGCUUAAGGGGUAAAUCAUAUUAACAUUUAGGCAAGGGAGUUGUGUAUACUGGAGUCACUGAAGUUCUUGUGAAGUUGUGUUUUAAAAAAGAAAAUGGAUCUUGUUCAUUUUUCCUCAGAGGAAAUUUGUUCUAAGGCAAUGAUAAGUACAGAAUCAUAUGGCAGUGUUUAUGCUGGUAUAGAAUAAUUAAAGGUUAGAUUAACUGAUUGCAGCACGACAAACUAAAGCAGUUGUAGGGUAACUUAAAGAUUUGUAGAGCAGCAAAAAAUUCAGACUAAUUUCAGUUAUCAAAUGAGGUACAUGAAAAUCUUUUAUCCGGUUUGUAUAUUUUUUUAA